AUGGCCGUGCUCGACCCGAUGCACGAAGACAAGUACUCUCCCGUGGACAGCUUGGUCCACCAAUACCCCGACCGUGCACUCUUUCUCGGUUCGUUCUUGCCUCUGCCAACCGGCGACGCGCUCAUACUGGCCAUCUGCGCCAGCGAAAUCCGCCCACUCUACUGCCGCUUUUCGAUUCGCCAGCAAGGGACUGGGGGGGGGGUAUCGCCGAGCCGGCUGAUCGAACCCAACGACGGGUGGACGGAGACGGUGACACGGCGGGGCACCCGACGGCUGUACAAAGCUGGCGUGGCCGUCCGGAAUCCAUCAGCGCUGCUGAACGGGGUCGGCAACACGCUCGACACCAUGUCGCAGCUCGUCGAUGCGCCGGGGGAUUUCAAUAUCCAGCCGGCAGGCGACAUCGUACCCAGGGCCGAGGACCUGCGCACGCAGCUCCGCGACGGCCCACACCUGAAGCGGAUGUGGGCGCAUCGCGGGCUUCUACGCGCCCAAUUCCAUCCUCGACCUGCCCGUCGAGGGCGGCGAAGCGACUGGUCCGGUCGGUCGGAGCGCUGCGACGGCCGCGUCGGGCUCGCCACCUUCUCGGCGCCGGGGCUGAUGGGCGAGCUGACUGAGAUGCAGUAA
Messenger RNA from Chaetomium fimeti, 624 nucleotides. RefSeq lists its product as uncharacterized. The transcript has 3 exons. Lineage: Eukaryota; Fungi; Ascomycota; Sordariomycetes; Sordariales; Chaetomiaceae. The record is from RefSeq and is a predicted model, not a curated record. The coding region runs from base 1 to 624 and encodes 207 amino acids.